GUGGCCGGGACCUGCGCCCUGGUACCCCGCGGGCUCCGCUCUGGGGCCGCUCCCGGGGCACGCGCCCGCGCUGGCAGAGCUCCUGGCGGCGGGGCCGUGCCGUGCCGUGCCGAGCUGGGGUUGCGAGGCCCACGGCGAGGGGGACUCUCAGCCCCCAGGCCCGGCGGCUGGGCCCACUGCUGAACCUGGGGGAUGGCAGUCCCCAGCCCGGGGGGCCCUCUCGGCUGAGGAAUCCCCAGUUACGGAAAGCUGCUUGUCGAUGCAAGGGGAGCCCAAGAUCAGGCUCGCCCCACACAGCAAUAAGGCAGGAUGAGAUCUAACACAAUCCUGUCGUCAUGUGUCCUGUCACACACAUGUGGCCUGGCUGGAGACAUGACUCUGUGAGUGCUUACUACAGGUUCGUAGUGCUUUUCUUCAACUGCCUCUUGACCUUUGGCUCUUAUUUCUGCUUUGAUAUUCCCAGUGUCCUGCAAGAGCAAUUCCAAGGGAACCUAACUUGCCCCAAUGGAACCCAACAUAAUGGCACUGGACAUAAUGGUACGUUGGACUGUGUGGAAGGCCUGGGGAUGACACCUGCACAGUACAACUUGCUGUAUGCAAUCUAUGCCUGGACUAAUGCACUGGUGGUGGUUGUGGCUGGAUUCCUGAUUGACAAACUGGGAAAUCACUUUGGCGUCUUUGUCUUCUCUCUUCUAACUGUCCUGGGAUCCUCCAUCUUUGCUCUGGGCUCUCACUUCAAGGGAACACCCUAUCUUUUGCCAAUGAUGCUGACAGGACGACUACUGUUUGGAUCUGGGAAUGGGUCACUUACCAUUGUGCAGAAUCGCAUCACGGCCUUCUGGUUUAAGGGGAAGGAACUGGCCUUGGCAUUUGGAUUGACCCUGUCUUUCUCUCGGCUGGGGAGUGUACUCAACUUCUUCUUCACCCAGCAGUUUGAGAGCCACUUUGGUAUCCAGUGGACACUCUGGGGAGGUACUUUGCUGUGUGUGCUUGGAUUUAUUUCGGCCAUCACAGUCAGCAUGCUGGACAAAGUGGGAAUGAAGCAGCUUGGAUUGGAUGGGGUUAUCCAGCAAGAGUCCAAAAAAGUGCGGGUUCAGGAUGUCCGUCGACUGCCACUUCGCUACUGGCUUCUGGUUCUCACCAUCAUGUUCUUUUACAAUGGGGUCUUCCCAUUUGUGGCGGAUGCCAGCAAGUUUAUCCAGGAUAAGUAUUCUGGCUACAGUCAGCAGGCAGCCGCUUACAUUGCUGGAGCAGUAUAUGACAGUUCUCUUGUUCUCUCUGCAGCAGUUGGCAUAUUAAUUGACUAUGUUGGAUUGAGAGGUGUGUUUGCAGUUGGCUGUGCUGUGCUGACUUUGCCAGUCUUUGCUCUCCUGGCAUUCACAUUUGUUCCUCCACUUGUCUCUACCAUAUGGCUGGGGAUCACUUACUCCUUUGCUGCUGCUAGUAUGUGGCCAUCCAUACCCCUUGUGGUACCCCAGGCCACUCUAGGAACAGCUAUGGGGCUUGCGACCUCUGUGCAGAUGAUUGGAAUUGGCCUCUCAAACUUGGUUGUUGGACACAUUCUGGGAACAAAGUCCAGUGAACUUAAGAUCCCACUGUGGCGCUGGCAGCAGAUGAUGAUUUUUAUGCUGGCAAACACCAUUGCAUGUAUUGUUACCUCUGUUAGCCUUAAUGUGGUGGACAGGAAGCAGGGGGGCACAUUGAACAGAACAACAAAACGAUCGCCUGUGGAACAUGAGGACCGGCAACCUGCAGAUGCAGCGCCAUUGCUCAGCGAUGAACCAGGAAAUGACGGGUCUGUCAACUAGGAAGUCUUGGUCAACCCCGAGUCUGAACACACACUACCAGAGCGCAAGAGCUAGACACAGCAUCAGACUUUGCCAUUGUUUUUAAGCAGCACAUCUAAAAGUAUUUUAACAUUUUUUUAAGGGAAACUUUAAUUCUGCUUGAAGAUGGUGGAUGAAGGGAAUUAUUUACUUGAAGGGGAAGCUGCUAGUUCCCUAUAUGUGGAACACAGGCAGAGCACGUUGGCCAUAUAGUGCUUAAGCAAGGAAGUGACUUCUUCCCAGGCAUAGAGGUCCAUGUGGUGCUUCUUUUUAAAAAUUAACUACACUGCAGUGAGUUAACUUAAUUCAUCUUAAUUUUGUUACAGGCUAGUAUUUCCACAUUGCUUUUUAAUCUUAAAUUAAGGGAUGUCAAAUGCAUUUCACUGAACUUCCCUCUGUUCUUUCACAGCAAGCAUCUUGCAGCAGCAUUUGCUUACUAAAUGAGUAGAUUAGCCUUCCAUUUCAGUAACUAGAAUGAUGCUGUGCUUCCUCCAACUAGGUAAGCUUACAAGUAAAACUGCCACUGCAUUAAGCAGAGUACAGCGAGUAACUAAAUCUCACUAUAAAUUGGCAAGGCCUGAUGGGGUGGAAAAUGGGCCAAAUUUUGAAUUGCCUUGCUACCUGAUACUCUCCCAAGCUGUGACUGCUCAGAUGCCCUCAAAACGUAUGAAACUGAUCUAAGACAGUAAGUAAAAAUAUAUGUAACCUAAUCCUCUGAAUCUCAAAUGCUUCCACUAGUUAGUGCUAAUAUGUAUUGAUCUCUGGCUUCUAGAGCUGAGUAAAACUACCAGUCUUUCUAUGCAACCUCUUGAAUGUGAUGGGUUAACAAUGAAGUAACAAUCACAUUUUUAAAAAGAGGUGAGAGCAAAUGAAGGAAAAAAAUGCCAAAAGCAGAGGGUAGGGAAAGCCUUUGGUGAAUCAUUAAGCAGUGGCAGAAUACAAAUAUUUUGGAGUGAAACUAAUUUUUUGUAUAUGAGAACAGGUUGCAGUGACAAGUACAAUAAUGUAAUGUCUUCCCAACUAGUCGUUGUGGAGAACGGAUCCUCUGUUACAGGAAAUGUUGUUUUGUGUUAGUAAGAGGUAGUAGAUUGGAGAACUUUACACAGCAGUUCCUCCCAAGUUUGUAUAAAUUUGUCUGAAUCUAUUCUGGUUCACAAUACAAUCUAAUACAAACAAUUUAACAAUUAGUGUGCAGGGAGGUUAAGUUGUGUGCAGUUGAAAACAAGAGGGUAGGAGACUCAUCUACUCAUCUCCCUAAUGCAGUUGAACACAUCUCUUGGAAAAUGCAAGCUCUUACCUUUUCAUUAAUUUUUUGUCUGAGAAAAAUAAUAGAGCAUGUAUUCUGUUGCAAAUAAAUCAGAAAGACAAUAGAUCAGAAUUCUUUUGGACAUUGUGGAUUCCUAUUUGCAGUCUCUGGGUUUAUCUUGUUAAUCUUGUAGAUGCUAAUGUUGUGUGGCACUCUUAAAAUGAUCUUAUGGCACCCUGACUGAGAAUCACUAUUCUAACAUAAUGCCUUCUUGUUCUUACCUUCCAUUAAGCUGAGGCAUCAGCUUUUGUACCAAAGCAGUUGUCUUAAUUAGAGUGAGUCGCUAAUAGUUUUAAGAUUAAUGUAAAUCUCUGUGUUUACCAACAGCAUUUUUUAACCAAUUAUUAACUGAGUUCACUUGCUAGGUUAGAUUAUUAUCCCAGCAUAUCUUUUAUCUUGCGAUUACAGUAGUGUAACAUUCCACUCUCUCAGAAAUUCACCCUGGGAUUUCCAUGUAACAGCAUUAUAGAUUGCUGAGGAUUUGGGUUCAGGGCAGGGUGGGAGUAGCCUUUGAAACAAGUACCUUUUAUAGUAAGUGGCAUGCAGUAGCCAUGUCAAAGUAGCUGCAGUUUUGCUUCCCUGAGUCAUUGGUUCUACAGACGAUGGGAUUUCUUUUGAACUAGGUGGUCAGCUGUAUGAGUGAGUAAUACACACUUUGCACUGCGCCCAGACCUGAUGCAUUGUCAAAUUAAUUGCAUACCAUGUCCAAAGUUUAAAAGUUUAUCCCAUCAUUCCUCAUGAUCCUGUACUGUGUUUCUGGAAAGCCAGUGUUACUUUUUCAUACAGUAAUGAACUUGGGGACAAAACAAUAAACUGUAAUUCAAGUAGUCAUGAAUAGGUAGUAGUCUGGGCCAUAACCAGCUUCCUGGAGCUUUGUAAACCAACUGCUUCCUUAUUGAGUGGUUUUGGGGAUGGCAGCAGCAAGACCUACAGCUCCAAGACAGACUUUUAAUUAAAUCAUUUCUCUCUGUGUAGUACCAUUCUUGGGUGCACAGAACAAGGGUUGAUUGGCUUGGAUAGGUGGCUUCUUAAUUGUUUGCAUUGGCUGGCUUGGCUCAUGGGCUUUGGCAGUGCUAGUACAGCAAUAGUACUACUGAGGGGGAUAUUUUGCUGUGCAGCCUACUUGUGUAUGUUAGAGAACAUGUACUUCUAUUGUAUGAACUAUGACAAUCACUGCAGACAAUGGGGGAACCUACUGUGCAGCACAUUCUAAAGAGAAUACAGGAAAUGAGCUUUCCCUACUUUGAGACCACCACCAGUUGGAAAAAAAUGAAGCAGAGCUGUAAAGCUAAAUAAGGUGGCAGUGCUGCCUGACCCCCUCCUUGUUGCUUUAGCCUUUCCUCCUGACAACCACUGCAAGAUCAUGGGGGCUUCCAAUAUCAUACCAACCUCAUUUGGAAGGGCUCAAAGGAAUGGCUCAUGUAUGCCGCUGUCUUCUCUGCCACUGGCAGGAGCUGUCACUAGUAGAGCUGUUAGGGCUAACUGCUAUUCCCACUAGGAGAGCUCCAGUGUGUAGAAUAAGGGCUCCACUUGUGAUUGCAGCAAAGAGAUACUGAGCAAGCAGCAACUUUGCUAGAACAAGCUUUUCAGAAGCAUAUUUAUUACACCCAUAAACUGCUGCUUUGUUUUCCCUGGUUCAGCAGAGCGCCACAUGUUGCUUAUCCCAGAAUAAGCCAUUUUAUCAAGGACAAGCGCUAUGGCAUUUAUCCCCUGGGUAAAUCCUAAAAAGGUUUAUAGGAUAGGAAGUACUAACAGCUUAGGCUGGGACAUCUCAAAGUGCAUCUGAAUGAUUAUCCCAGGAUUACAUCACUGAAAUCAAUGGUAGAAAAGCAGCAGUGCAUUCAGCUGCUCAUUAAACCCUGAUUAGAAGGGUGAUGUGUACAUAUACACCAAUCCUGCAAUAUUUCUGUUCCAGGACAAACACAAGCACAACUUGUGUAGGGAGAAAUGCAACAUUUGUUCUUAGCCUAGGUGAGAGCAUCAUCUAACACUGCUGUACAACUUCUCCUCAAAACAAGGAAACAUUUGCAAUUAUUCUCUGCUUGUCAAAGCAUAUAAUGUUUGACCCAUUUUUUGCCACAUCCUAAAUUAGUGUUAAUAUAUUAACUAAAUAACCUCUAAUGUCCUGUGAAGUCAUUUAAUGCAUUAGCCAGGAUAAUGGUCAAUCUUUUAAAAACUCCCUAAAUUUGUAUAGUCCAAUUUGUUUCUUCUACUAAGAAAGAUAAAUAAAAAACUGCUUUGCA
Messenger RNA from Alligator mississippiensis (American alligator), 5375 nucleotides. RefSeq names its product major facilitator superfamily domain-containing protein 1. Bases 336 to 1808 code for a protein of 490 amino acids. NCBI's taxonomy places the organism in Eukaryota, Metazoa, Chordata, Crocodylia, Alligatoridae. Gene Ontology annotation, biological process: transmembrane transport. The transcript has 13 exons. Gene Ontology annotation, molecular function: transmembrane transporter activity. The record is from RefSeq and is a predicted model, not a curated record.